UGCCGCCUCCACGCCCUCGGCUAGCAGGCCCGUCUGCCUUCAGCGCCAUCACCCCCACACCGCCCAGCCAUGUCAUCCUACAGCCGAGUGGCGCUGGUCACUGGGGCCAACAGGGGCAUUGGCUUGGCCAUUGUACGCAGCCUGUGCCAGCAGUUCUCAGGGGACGUGGUGCUCACGGCGCUGGACGCAGCACAGGGACAUGUGGCCGUGCAGAAGCUGCAGGCGGAGGGUCUGGGCCCGCGCUUCCACCUGCUGGACAUCUGCAACCCGCAGAGCAUCCGGGCCCUGCGGGACUUCCUGCUCAAGGAGUACGGGGGCCUCAACGUGCUGGUCAACAACGCGGGCAUCACCCUCAAGGGCAGAGUGGUGAAUCUGUCUAGCACAAUGAGCUUGGUAGCUCUUAAAUGCUGCUGCCCAGAACUGCAGCACAAGUUUACAAAUGAGACCAUCACAGAGGAGGAGCUGGUGGGGCUCAUGAACAAGUUCAUGGAAGAUACAAAGAAUGGAGUGCACGUGAAGGAGGGCUGGCCUUCUAUGAAAUUGGUUCCCUAUGCAGUGUCAAAGGUCAGCCUCACAGUCCUGUCCAGAAUCCAGGCCCGGAAACUGAGUGAGCAGAGGAAAGGGGACAAGAUACUCCUGAAUUCCUGCUGUCCCGGAUGGGUCAGAACCGACAUGGGGGGACCAGAGGCCUUGAAAAGCCCAGAGGAAGGAGCAGAGACCCCCGUGUACUUGGCCCUAUUGCCAUCAAAAGCUGAAGGCCCUCACGGAGAGUUUGUUUUGGAGAAGAAGGUUGUACAAUGGGAACCUGGUGUUGAGCUGCCUGCAUGGCUGCAAUUAUAUGGAGAGCUGUGAUUGACCAAAAGGA
This is a messenger RNA of Manis pentadactyla (Chinese pangolin), 865 nucleotides long. RefSeq names its product carbonyl reductase [NADPH] 1-like. The record is from RefSeq and is a predicted model, not a curated record. Bases 70 to 852 code for a protein of 260 amino acids. NCBI's taxonomy places the organism in Eukaryota, Metazoa, Chordata, Mammalia, Pholidota, Manidae. Gene Ontology annotation, molecular function: carbonyl reductase (NADPH) activity. The transcript has 2 exons.